Messenger RNA from Peromyscus eremicus (cactus mouse), 4530 nucleotides. It is a transcript of the gene Gba2, whose product is annotated as glucosylceramidase beta 2. The transcript has 17 exons. Bases 546 to 3293 code for a protein of 915 amino acids. Gene Ontology annotation, cellular component: membrane. Gene Ontology annotation, molecular function: glucosylceramidase activity; beta-glucosidase activity. The record is from RefSeq and is a predicted model, not a curated record. Gene Ontology annotation, biological process: carbohydrate metabolic process; central nervous system development; glucosylceramide catabolic process. NCBI's taxonomy places the organism in Eukaryota, Metazoa, Chordata, Mammalia, Rodentia, Cricetidae.
GACCUGUAGGGUGCUUCCGGCCGGAAGGGGCUCGGGUGGUCCCUGGGCUGCGGGUCACCCUCCCAGCGGUGGCACCUGAGCGCGGGCGCUGGGGAUCCCGGCCGGAGGGACCCGGUACCCAGCCCUGGAGACCCUGGAGCGGCGGCCCGGGGCGGGGCCGAGGGUCGCCGGGAGCUCCGGGGCGGGUCCCAGGGGCGGUGCUUUGCGGGCAGGUACCGCGGCUCCGCCCCCGUCCGCCGAGCCGGUCGGCCUUGGGCCGGGCGAGCUAAUCGCCGCGGCCCAAUGACAACAAGGCCCAACCCUUCCAGCCUAGGAUCUAGAGACGCGACCCAAGAGAGCCCGCGGCUACUUUAUUGCUGUGGCCACUGCCACCGCAGCCAGAGCUCUCAGACUUUACCCGGACACCAGCUUCCUACGGCUUUCCCCAGCGUCGGGCCCUCCGGGACCGUACCUAACCGCAACUGGUGCCCGCGUUUCAAGACGUCAGAAACCUGUCAGCGGGACCCGAGGCCACCGGGGUCGUGAGGACCCAGGAUCCAGUGAACAUGAUAACCUGCGUACCGGCCUCAGAGCAAAGCAGCUGUGCCGAUGGAGAGCCACAAGUUUAUUGUCCUGAAGAUACUGGGGACACCGAGGCUGUGCGGGCUACUGACUGCGGGAGCCCUGAGGACAGUGGACGCCAGAAUGAGCCAGGCUCCUGCAAUUCAGAGGACUCUGGGCAGUUGAUGGCCUCCUACGAGGGUAAAGCUAGGGGCUACCAGGUGCCUCCUUUUGGCUGGCGGAUCUGCUUGGCUCAUGAGUUUGCAGAGAAGAGGAAACCCUUUCAGGCUAACAACGUCUCUCUAAGCAACUUGGUAAAGCAUUUCGGUAUGGGCUUGAGGUACUUGAAGUGGUGGUACCGGAAGACCCAGGUGGAAAAGAAGACUCCUUUCAUCGACAUGUUCAAUUCUGUACCCCUGAGACAGAUCUAUGGUUGUCCCUUGGGUGGCAUUGGAGGAGGCACUAUCACCCGGGGCUGGAGAGGCCAGUUCUGUCGUUGGCAGCUUAAUCCUGGGAUGUACCAGCACCAGACAGUCAUUGCAGACCAAUUUACAGUAUGCUUGCGUCGGGCUGGGCGGACUGUGUAUCAGCAAGUUCUGUCCCUGGAGCGUCCAAGUGUCCUGCGCAGCUGGAACUGGGGCCUGUGUGGUCACUUUGCUUUCUACCAUGCCCUUUACCCCCGAGCCUGGACAGUCUACCAGCUUCCUGGCCAGGGCGUCACUCUCACCUGCCGCCAGGUCACACCUAUCUUGCCACAUGACUACCAGGACAGCUGCCUCCCUGUAGGAGUCUUUGUGUGGGAUAUAGAAAACGAAGGAGAUGAAGCUCUGGACGUGUCCAUCAUGUUCUCUAUGCGGAAUGGACUAGGGGGUGAAGAAGAUGCGCCAGGAGGGUUGUGGAAUGAGCCCUUCUGUCUGGACCAGGAUGGGAAGACUGUGCGGGGACUACUCCUGCAUCACCCCAGCCCCCCGAACCCCUACACCAUGGCUGUGGCUGCACGCUGCACGGCAGACACCACGGUAACCCACAUCACAGCCUUCGACCCUGACAGCACUGGGCAGCAGGUGUGGCAGGACCUACUUCAGGAUGGACAGCUGGACUCCCCUGCUGGCCAAAGCACCCCCUCGCAGAAAGGAGAGGGUAUUGCUGGGGCUGUCUGUAUCUCCAGCAAGCUGCCACCACGGGGCCGGUGCUGCCUGGAGUUUUCACUGGCUUGGGACAUGCCUAGGAUCAUGUUUGGAGCUAAGAGCCAAGUUCACUACAGGCGCUACACACGGUUCUUUGGUUCAGAUGGUGAUGCGGCACCUGCCCUUAGCCACUACGCACUGUGCCAAUAUGCAGACUGGGAGAAGAGAAUCUCAGCAUGGCAGGGCCCAGUAUUGGAUGACAGAUCCUUGCCUGCCUGGUACAAAUCUGCACUGUUCAAUGAAUUAUACUUCCUGGCUGAUGGAGGCACAGUAUGGCUGGAAGUUCCUGAAGACUCUCUCCCAGAGGAGCUGGGAGGCAGCAUGCAUCAGCUCCGCCCCAUCCUGCAGGACUAUGGGCGAUUUGGCUAUCUUGAGGGCCAGGAGUAUCGCAUGUACAACACAUAUGAUGUCCACUUUUAUGCUUCUUUUGCCCUUGUCAUGCUGUGGCCCAAACUUGAGCUCAGUCUACAGUACGAUAUGGCUCUGGCCACUUUCAAGGAGGACCUGACGCGGCGACGGUACCUGAUGAGUGGGGUAGUGGGGCCUGUGAAAAGGAGGAACGUUAUCCCUCAUGAUAUCGGGGACCCAGAUGAUGAGCCAUGGCUCCGAGUCAAUGCAUAUUUGAUUCAUGACACCGCUGACUGGAAGGACCUGAACCUCAAGUUUGUGUUGCAAGUUUACCGGGACUACUACCUGACUGGUGACCAAGGCUUCCUGAAGGACAUGUGGCCUGUGUGUCUGGCUGUGAUGGAGUCUGAAAUGCAGUUUGAUAAGGACCAGGAUGGACUCAUUGAGAAUGGAGGCUACGCAGACCAGACCUAUGAUGGAUGGGUUACCACAGGCCCCAGUGCUUACUGUGGAGGGCUGUGGCUGGCCGCCGUGGCUGUGAUGGUUCAGAUGGCUGUUCUGUGUGGGGCCCAGGAUGUCCAGGAUAAGUUUUCUUCCAUUCUCUGUCGAGGCCGAGAAGCUUAUGAGAGACUGCUCUGGAAUGCUUUCCUUUGCCCUCCCUCUACUCCAGGCCGCUAUUACAACUAUGACAGCAGCUCCCAGCCUCAGUCCCGUAGUGUCAUGUCUGACCAGUGUGCUGGGCAGUGGUUCCUGAGGGCCUGUGGCCUGGGAGAAGGAGACACUGAGGUAUUUCCUACCCUGCAUGUGGUCCGUGCUCUCCAAACCAUCUUUGAGCUCAAUGUCCAGGCCUUUGCAGGGGGAGCCAUGGGAGCUGUGAAUGGGAUGCAGCCUCAUGGUGUUCCCGAUAGAUCCAGUGUGCAGUCGGAUGAAGUUUGGGUGGGUGUGGUCUACGGGCUGGCAGCCACCAUGAUUCAAGAGGGUCUGACUUGGGAAGGUUUCCGGACAGCUGAAGGCUGUUACCGCACUGUAUGGGAACGACUGGGCCUGGCUUUCCAGACCCCAGAGGCAUACUGUCAGCAGCGAGUGUUCCGCUCACUGGCCUACAUGCGGCCGCUGAGCAUCUGGGCCAUGCAGCUGGCCCUGCAGCAGCAGCAGCAGCAGCAGCAGCAGCAUAAAAAGGGCAGCGGCCAGUCGUCGUCACACAGGGCACAGGACUAAGCACAGAACCUGAAUGUGGACCAAAGCUCAGUCCGGAGCGAUCCCUCCGCACUGUGGAAGCCCAGCCUCCACACUGGUCUUCCCUCCUUCCCAUACUCCUGCAGCCCUGAGCCACUAGGACAAUCACCCCCUCCCCUUCUCCCUCCCCAGCUGUGCCAGGAAAAGGGGCUGAAGAACCACUUAUUUAUUUCUUCCCUACCCGUUCCUUCCGCGGAUGAAAUAGUCAAGGCCAGUAAAUUUCUCCAAGUCUGUUCAUGGAACAACAGAUACACAUGGAUAUAAAUAAAAGACCCCUAAAACUAGUGAGUGUGCUGUGUUUGAGCUCCCAGGCAUCCUAACAGGGCACAAGAGCAAAGGCCAGCUUUCCUUUCCCCCUAUUCCUUUUUAUUUGAAUACAGACACGAAUCCUCAGGCUGAGGAUAUUCUCCCCUCUAACCUGAAUACCUGCCCUGCAAGAUGACAGAAGGAGGGCUGUGGGGAGGCAGCCACCCCUGUUUCUUUGAAAGAUUUGCCUGCAGGGGAGGGUUGGGGCCUGAGAAGGGGGUCUCUGAGGAACGAUCAAGGAGUGGCCAGUGCUGGGGUGGCUCUUCCUGAGGCAUGUGGUAGAGCAGGCAGGAAAAGUUGCCGGAGGCCUGGAGCCUAUGUUCGGAGCUACCCAGCAACUGGGUUGUGCUGUCCUUCGGAAACUUUGACUGCUGGGCAGGCAGCUUCGGCUGAGGGAGGUCGUCACUGGGGAGGGCACGAAGCUGACGGUGUAACACUGAAGAGACAAAGACCUGUCUGUCAGGAGACAGCACCAAAGAAGCCCUUUACCAGAGCCCAUGCCUUCAAGGUGUCCUGAAGCCUCUUACCGACAUACUCAGCGGGCACACUCCCCCUUGUGUCCGAGGAGUACAUGGCAGGAACAAGAAGAAGACAGAAAGAAAAGAGAAGGACCUGGAAAACAAGGAGAGAGGAGAUGAAGGAAGGGCUCUGGCCACACACCCUGUCUCCGCCAGGAAAAGGAUCUCCUGCCCCACCCUCUCACCAGAACACAGGUGCUGCCGCUGCUGGUUUUGUUGGCUAUCUCAAUGACCAAGGCCUGAAGUCUCCUCAGUUGCUCUAGAAGGGACCUAAAGGAAGAGAGGAAACGGUGAGCAUGCCCUGGCCUAGCACGGAGUCACAACGAAACCCUCCGGUUUAGCCGUCCUCACUACUGGUGCAGUGAAUCCAAUCUCUUAACUGCCUUGCCUUUUUU